AUGGCCAGUAUGUAUAAUGUCACCCGAAUCGAGUUCGGGGGCCGCUAUUUGAUUGCGCGGACUGAGUGUGGGGUCCGAGUCAUUUCUCAGUUGUUUUUGCAUCAUAAGGUCUUUAGACUACACCCACAAGAUAAUCACAAGCGUGGAAAAAUCUUCCUCUCACCCCGCACCCCGCAUCGUUACACCAACGUGUUUGUGUAUCAAUUGAAACCCGCGAUCGUACAGAUUAGCUUGAUAUCUAGCAUUGAUCACCUCAUUCGGUCAAAAUCUCAUAACCCCGUACCGGCUAAUUAG
Molecule: messenger RNA, 294 nt
Organism: Somion occarium
Lineage: Eukaryota; Fungi; Basidiomycota; Agaricomycetes; Polyporales; Cerrenaceae
Source: the annotation of a GenBank genome assembly